Messenger RNA from Didymodactylos carnosus, 1878 nucleotides. The record is from the annotation of a GenBank genome assembly. Lineage: Eukaryota; Metazoa; Rotifera; Eurotatoria; Philodinida; Philodinidae.
AUGGGUCAAAUUGGCUUUUUCGAAUGUGUUUAUCGUAUUAUUGUUGCUUUUAUAAGAGCAAUAGUCUUCUCAGUAUUCCCAGCGCCAAGAAAAUCGAUAAGAAAUGAAAUUGUCCUUAUAACUGGAAGUGGUGGAGCAUUAGGACGAUCAUUAGCAAUUGAAUUUUCGAAAUAUGGAGCAUUUCUUUGUCUGUGGGACAACGAUGAUAUGAAUAAUCAACAAACGUAUCAAGAAUUAUACAAUGAAUAUGGCCACAGAAGAAUGGUCUGCCAAAAGGUGGACAUAACAAACCCAGACGAAAUUCGUAGAGCGGCUGAAAAAAUUCGCCAUGACAUUGGAAAUGUUAGCAUUGUUGUCAAUAAUGCGGGUGUUGUGGCAUGUAAAAAUGUUUUGGAUGUAGAUGUAGAAGAUAUUCGAAAGACAUUUGCUGUUAAUAUUCAAUCACACUAUCAUAUUAAUCAACAAUUUUUGCCAGCAAUGAUCGAUCGUCAUUUUGGGCAUAUUGUGGCAAGAUACAUGGAGUGUCUAGAAGAUGAAAUUUUUCGUUCGAAAUGUCACGGUGUUCAUGUAACAAUUGUCAUCAGUGGUCCAAUCAGAGGUGGUCUGAAUAGAAAAGUCACAGAAAUAGUCAUUCCUGAAUCUGUUAAUUUUAUGUCACCCAAAGUUGUAGCACAAAAAAUAGUACAGGUGAAACAGUUAAAUACUGCUUGCUACUGUUCAAUAACAAAUUUUCAAUCAGCAUUUUCUUAUUCUAAACAAUUAAAUAAAGAAAAUCAUUUAUAUGCCUCUGUCGAAAAACGAUCGUUGGCUGGUUUAGAAAAAUUUAUUCAUUAUUUUGUUGUAAUGAUUUGUGUUCUAUUGAUGUUAGCAUUAUUACCAUUUUCAUUAAUUUUUGCCAUUAAACAUAUUCGUUCAGGUGAAAAACUUGUUGUUUAUCGACUUGGACGUGUGCAACAUCGUCCGAGAAAUAGUGGUUGGACGAUUGUAUUACCAUUUAUUGAUUGUAUUAAACGAAUUUCAACAAAGACAAAUCAAUUGAUUAUUUCACCAAUUCAGAUAUUAUGUCGUGAUGAUUCAAUUCUUGAAAUAGGUGUUUGUAUUGAAUAUAUCAUCAAUGAUCCGAUACUUGUCUUGAAUAGUUUACACGAUUUAAAUCAUUCUUUACGCUCUUUAUCUCGUUCAACAUUAAUUACAUUUACAUCACAAAAUAAUGGAACAAAAAUUGAACAAAAUAUACAUAUGAUUGAAUUAAGCAUGAAAAAUGAAAUUAAUCAAACAGCAAGAAAUUGGGGUAUUGAAAUUUUAAAAGUAAACAUUGCGCGUGCAACGAUAAUUUCGACUGGUGAAGAAAAUCCUCAUAAAUCAUUUCAUCCGGCGUUAGAUGCAUUUUCGAAAAUAUUUGCUGGUAUUAUUCAACAAUCAUCCACUAUGGAUGCUAACAAUCCAACGCCUGUUACUGUUCCUGGAAGUGUUAAUACAUCUAAACCGGAUACAAUAUCCGUUUCAUCAAUUCUAUCACUAUUACUCGUACGUCUGAGACAUGUGUUUAAUGAAGAACUUGUUCGUCAAGUCGGUGCAACAUAUCAAUUUAAUAUUGGUGAUAUGGCAAAAUUUUAUAUUGAUUUAAAAAAUGGAAAUGGUUCAUGCGAUCUUGGAGAUUUACCAGCACGUGUUGUUGAUGUAACAAUUACUUUGAACAGUGUUGAUGAUUUAAAAUUAUUAACGGGCGAUACAGAUGAAAUUAUUCAAGCUUAUUUAAGUCAACAAAUAACAAUUGAUGGAUCGUUAACUGAUGCCAUGAAAUUAAAGCAUUUAGCUGAUGUAUUAAAAAAAGACAAUAUAACACUACUAAACAGUGUCAAAAAUAGUCAUGACUAA